This is a messenger RNA of Culex quinquefasciatus (southern house mosquito), 7948 nucleotides long. It is a transcript of the gene Slik, whose product is annotated as serine/threonine-protein kinase 10. Lineage: Eukaryota; Metazoa; Arthropoda; Insecta; Diptera; Culicidae. The transcript has 16 exons. The record is from RefSeq and is a predicted model, not a curated record. Gene Ontology annotation, biological process: protein phosphorylation. Bases 1756 to 7275 code for a protein of 1839 amino acids. Gene Ontology annotation, molecular function: ATP binding; protein serine/threonine kinase activity.
GCGUGUGUUGGGCUCACAAAAAUGUUGAAGUGAUGUUGGAUUUUGGGUGAUUUUGCGGAGUGAGUUUUUCCAGCGGUGAAAAGUGCUUGUGAAAGUGGAAAUUUCGGCUCCAAAGUGGCCACAAACUGUUCGCGUUCGCCGGGGGCAUGUUUUGAACUAGUUGCGGGCUGGGGGAGUGUGCGUUUUGUGCCGGAAAGGUGCGCCUGGAAAAUUCCAAUUUAACGCAGGUUUAGUGGCUAAUAAGGCGAAUGAUACGGUGAACAGCGGCGCAAAAUAACCCGGCGGACAGUCUGGCUUGGAAAGUUUUUGCUUUUCGGCGGUCUCGCCGAGAGAAGGAGGAAGGAAGGAAGGAGAGCUACGACGACGACUAGUUGUAAUUUCGGAUCAGCAGCAGCCUGUAUCUGUGGGCUAGAAAAGAAGAAAAGUGAUUGUCCAACUCCGGACCAACAACAACAUCACGGAGUUACGGUUGUAGUAGUGGCUACUUGGACCCGGGGUUGGUGGUUGUGUGGUGUCAAAACUGAGUACGAGACUUGCCCGAGGAAAAGAAUAACAUCGCGCGCUGGAACUUCAGUGUGUGAGGUGGAAGCAGAAGAAGCAGUGGCCGUAGAAAGCAGAAACUUGGUGACCGCCACGGAUCUAAAGUUUGGGGGGAGUGUUCAAGUGCUCGGUGGACAUCGCUGUGACACGAGUCGUAAACAUUGUGUGUGUGUGUGGAAAGCAGCUACCUGUUCAAGGGAAAAGAGAAGUGUGUGCUGAACUGAAGAUCUACACGAAGAACUGCGUAGCAAAUCGUAUAACUGUAUCGGAUAUCCAGAUCAACAGCGCUCUACAAACUCGUCCCCGCAGCUUCAACGGUUGCUGAAAUCUUCAUACCCAAGAUUGAAACACGCGAACCGGCAAUUUAAUCCACGCGCUUCCGAGAGUCUUGCCGGCAGGGUGUGACCAUGGGCUAAGAACACCGACUUUGUUCGUGUUGCUGUGAGUGUUGUUUUUAUUUUCGGGUGCGAAUCGAAAACAAACACAUUUUCAACCGGGACAGACAUCGGGGUGCAAAGCGGCAGCACGAGUUGCUUCCGGAAUUCCGGCUACCGCGAAAAAUGGCACUCGUAGAUCUUCGCCAUGACUUGCGGCCAGAAGAAACCGCAGAAUCGACGGUAGUCGGUGGGGAAGAAGUCAACCAAGUGGAUGGAAACCGUCAAGUGAAGAAUCGACCGUGUUGCCACCGUUGAAGAGAAAGAAAAAAAGUGUCCACGGGAGCUGCCUCCGGUUGCAGUUGUUUUGUAUUGUCUUCUCGGGUUUUCGGUUGAGUGAUUUCUCUUCAUUUUGUGUCAAUUGGAGAAGAGGAAGAAUCGGCGAGAAGAAUUAAAAGCAAAGCAGCGAGAAAAAAAGGCCAGUGCUUGUUGGUAAUCAGUGCAUGUGAAAGAAUAUUGCUCGAAGAAAGGAAGGCAGAAAUGCACCAGCAGAAAUUGAAUAACCAGAUUCGGUCGGAAUAUGAUGAGUGCACAUGGCACACACCCAAGUGAAGUGUUGCUGUUUGUAGUAGGAUGUAAGCCAAAACCGUGAAGUGAAACAAAAAGCAAAGCAAAAAGAGUAACAACCAGAAAUAAGUGCGAUAUGAAGUGCAGCAGCAAGCAGAGGCAAGCAAAAUAACGAAAGUAUACAAAUUGUGUGGAAUAAUUGUCCGUAAAGUGGGUGGAAAGGCGACGAAGAAAACAUCGUUGAAAAGUGUCAGAAGCGUUUAGGGCCGCCACAAUGUCGUUCCUAAACAACCUGAAGAAGGUGUUCCACCUGGGCGGUGGGGACGCCAAGAAGAAGCGCAUCUUCAACAACAUCCGCAUGGAUACGGAUCCGGCGGAUUUCUGGGAUAUGAUUGGGGAGUUGGGUGACGGGGCGUUCGGCAAAGUGUACAAGGCGCAGAACAAGGAAACGCGGCAGCUGGCUGCGGCGAAGAUGUGCACGCUCGAGGACGAGGAAAAUCUGAGCGAUCACAUGGUGGAGAUCGACAUCCUGUCGGAGAUCAAGCACGGGAACAUUGUGGAGCUGUACGAGGCGUACUCGAUCGACGACAAGUUGUGGAUGCUGAUAGAGUACUGUGAUGGCGGUGCCUUAGAUAGUAUUAUGGUUGAGCUGGAGAAACCACUGACUGAGCCGCAGAUCGCGUACGUCUGCAAGCACAUGGUCGCCGGCCUGAACCACCUGCACAAGAACAAGGUGAUACACCGGGAUCUGAAGGCGGGCAACGUGCUGCUCACGAUGGACGGCGGCGUCAAGCUGGCGGACUUUGGCGUCUCGGCGAAGAACAAGCACACGCUGCAGAAGCACGACACCUUCAUCGGGACGCCGUACUGGAUGGCACCGGAGCUGGUGCUGUGCGAGACGUUCCGGGACAACCCGUACGACUUCAAGGUGGACAUCUGGUCGCUGGGCAUCACGUUGAUCGAGUUUGCCCAGAUGGAGCCGCCGAACAGCGAGAUGUCGCCGAUGCGGGUGCUGCUCAAGAUCCAGAAGAGCGACCCGCCCAAGCUGGACCAGCCUUCGAAGUGGUCGAAGGCGUUCAACGAGUUUCUGUCCAAGUCGCUGGUGAAGGAUCCCCAACAGAGGCCCAACACGGACGUGCUCUUGGGGUUAGCGUUCAUCAGCGGUAAUCUGGAUCCGAAACCGAUCAAGGACCUGCUGCUGGAGUACAAAGCGGACGUCGUGGAAGAGGAGCUCGUCGAUGAGGAGGCGGAGAAAGCUAAGCGACAGGCGAAGCGUAGAUCGCUCUAUCAGAGGGAGCACCGCAGUUCUGCGCUUCCACUCGACCUGGACGAUGACUCAUCGUCACUGCAGAGCCAAGAAACCUAUAAACUUCCAGAUACUCCCACAUCCUUAUCGAAGUCAUCCAGAGAUUCGAAAGAGUCGACACCCGUUCCUGUUGAAGAUGAUAGCAAAGCGAAACCUGCGGCGGCCGCGGCAGCAGCACAAUCGCCAUCGACGACGACGCCCAGUUCAGCAACAACACCGCCGUCAGCGCCUGUGGCUAGUGAUAGUAAUAGUAAUGUACAAAGUGAUGCCAAGAAGUCGUCACCACCUCCAGCAUCCACAACGACGGUUCCUGCUCCAGUGUUACCACCAGUCGAACCGGCUGAAGCCCUGACCAACGUCAGCGGAAGUAGCAGCGGCAGCAGCAGUAGCAGUACCGACGCUGAAAAGAAGGCCGGCGUCCUGCUCAAGAAGGAGAAGGGACCGGCCCCGCCGCCACCGCAGACUCCGUCGUCACCUAGUAGUAGAAAUGCGCCGCCGAGUUCGCUGGGAGUUGCGCCCACGAGCACCGCGCAAGCAACUGUUCCUCCAACGCCCCCGGAGACGCCCCAAACUCCGGCCGGCGCCAACAAGGGCGUUGAUCGCCCGGACCAUACGAUUUCAAAGCCAGCGCCGGCUUCGCCUGCGGCGAUCAACCGACAAAUGAGCAGCGACGACCUGAUCAAAUCACCAAAGAAGGAGCACGCUCCUUCACCACCGAAGCAGCAGCAGACGAAGGAGAGUCCGUCCGUGACGCCGUUGCCACCGCCGCCCGAAGAAAUGGUGAUCGUGACCGGCGUCCGGCGACACUCCCCCGACCUGGACGACCGAUUCGACGAAUCACCCAAAGACCAGCCACCCGUAACCACCCCCGUUGCCAUUCCAAAACCUCCGGUACAGUUCGAGGACGACGUGCAGCCGUACGUGCCGCCCCCACCUCUCCUCUCCCCGGACGACGAGAUCCGGAUAACGUCGACGCCGAACGCCAAAUCGUCCACGACCAUCACCAUCAACAACGACUCCGUGCUGCUCGCGGACCCGUCCAACAGUCUUGCCACCAACGUCAGCCAGGUCACCGUCGUAACGAGCCACCCGCCGGUCAUCAUCGACAACUCGCUGGCCAUAGUCGCCGGCCGGUCCGGCUCCUCGUCCUCCGCUUCCUCCACCAAGUCGUUCGGCUCGUCCCAGCGCCGGUCGCGCGUCCUCACGCCCAAGAACAGCGACGAGGUCGUGAUCGUUUCGAACGAGCUGAACAAAACGCACGUCAACGAGUCCAGCACGGACGACGACUUCCAGUCGCUGGACAGCUUGGAAAACCUGUCGCCGAGGCAUCGGAAGCGCCAACAGCAGCAGCUGUCCGGUAGCAGUGGGCAAAUCGCUCGCAAGCUGGACGAAAGCGAGGUGCUGAUCGUAAGCUCCGGGUAUAUUGGGGAUGACGACCGGGAGCGGGAGCAGAUCGCGAGCGAGCAGGACGAUUUCAUCAACGAUGAGCUGUUUAUAGGUAAUAAUAACAAUAAUCAUAGCAACAGUAAACUAUUGGACACUAGUCAUGUUUCGGUGGUGACCGUCGGCGAGGAGGAGAUCAAGGUGAAGGACUCCUCGCACCACAUCAUCAACAGCGGUGGCACCGCCUCUCCGGCGCACCUCCACCUGCUAAACCAUCACCAACAGCACAACCAGCACCAUCCGCCCCACCACGACUCGAUCAGCGACCUGUCGAACGUGAGCUGUGGUCCGAGCGAGUCCAGCGACGACGUCAAGGUGAUGGACGUGAUGAUGACCCAUCCGCCGCCAACGAGCACAAGCAGCGUGAGUACGGGCAGUACGGUAACGGCCGCGGGCGGCGGUAACUUUGCUCAACGGUCCCCGUCGGGUUCAUCGAUUUCAUCGCCGCCGCUGCGGAGUGGCGGUUCUAGUACUAAGUUGAACGGCGCCGGCGGUGACUUUAGCCGCAGCCGGGAGGACGUCAGUAUCAUAGUGAAUAAGCGCAAGAUCGUCGACAAGCAGGCGCGGGUAUCGCCGGACAGCAGCGUCGGCUCGAUGGACGGGACCGGGUCGGUACGAUCGGCCAGUACGCCACUUCAUCACAACCACCAGCAGGAGAAGCCGCAGCAGCUGCAACCAGGUCACGGCAAGCAGCUGGAUCGAAGCGAUGCCGAGAGCAUCGCGACCACAACUAGUCACGACAGCCGCGAACAGUCGGUUGACGAGGAGGUACAACUGAGGAGGAAACCUCCGGCGCCGAUUGAACCCGAAGAGGACAAGGUUCCGCCCAUCGCCCCGCCCAACACCCGCACCAAGCCUAGCCAGCGCAACUUUAGCAAGGAAGAGAUUCACCUGCAGAACCUCAAGAAGAAGACGCGGAAGCGAACGCGCAAGUUUGAGAUCGACGGCGUCCAGGUGACGACCACCACCAGCAAGGUGAUCUACAGCGACGAGGACAACAACAAACUGUACGACGACCACCUGUUCCGGAAGCAGGAGCUGCGCGAGCUCAAGAUGCUCCAGAAGCAGGAGAAGAAGCAAUUCUACGAGCUGCAGCAGAAGGAGGUCGUCGCCAAAGAGCAGCAGGAGAAAAAGUUCGAACAGGAGCGGCUCCAGCUGGAGCGCACCUUCGAGGCGGACAUGGACGUGCUUGCGCGUCAGCACCGCCAAACGGUGGAAAAGUACGAGCAACAGCAAGAGACUGAGCUGCGAAACACCUCCAAGAAGAUCCGCGCCGAGCAGGAGCGGGACCUGAAGCUGUUCCGCGACAGCCUGAAGCAGGAGAUUCGGCUGCUCAAGCAGGAGGUCGACUUGCUGCCCAAGGAGAAGCGGAAAGAUGAGUUCCGCAAGCGCAAGACGGCGAUGGAGCUGGAGCACGAGGAGCGCGAGAAAAACUUCCUGGCGACGCUCUCCGAAAAUCACGAGCUGGCGCUGCGCCGCAUCAGCGAGAUCUACCGCGAGAAGCUGUCCGCCGCGGACAAGGGCUACCUGCAGCAGAAGCAGACGGCCAUGCGAACCCGAGAGGCUAUGCUGUGGGAGCUGGAGGAAAAGCACAUCCACGACAAGCACCAGCUCGCGAAGCGCCACGUCAAGGAUCUGUGCUUUAUGCAGCGCCACCAGAUGAUCAUCCGGCACGAGAAAGAACUGGAUCAAAUCAAGAGAAUGAUUUCCCGGAAGGAGGAGGAAGUGCUCAAGCGGCAAACCAUCGAGAGGCGGGCGCUGCCGAAGCGGAUCCGAGCCGAGCGCAAGGCCCGGGACAUGAUGUUCCGCGAAUCGUUGCGGAUAUCGAUGACCACCGAUCCGGAGCUGGAGCGGGAGAAGCUGAAGAAAUUCCAAGAGCAGGAGAAGAAGCGCUACACCCAGGAACAAGUUCGGUUCGAGACCAAGCACAGCAAGCAGCUCGAAGAGCUGCGAGCCACCUCGGAUGGUUCCAUCAGGGAGCUGGAACAGCUGCAGAACGAAAAGCGCAAGCAGCUGCUGGAGCAUGAGACGGCCAAGCUGCGCGACUGUGACGAGGGCCUGCAGAAGGAGCUGCGCGAGUGGAAGUCCCAGCUGCUGCCGCGAAAGCAGAGCGUUCAGAAAGAGCUCGACCGGGCGGUGGACGAGUACGAGCUGCGGUGGGGUGGGCCCGUCGACAGGCGCGAGUUCGAGGGCGAUUUUGUCGUGCCGCCGGAGAUCCGCAACCGGACCAACUCGCUCAAUUCGCGCUCGCUGCGGCUGCACGGCGGUCUGUUGAGCAUUUCCCGGUCCCGUACGUUCCUGUCGCUGCCGGUGGCGAACGGGGGUCGGAACGGCGGUAUACACAGUUCGGUGCCGGAUCUGAGCCGGUCGGUGCCGAAUACGCCCGGGUCGGCCCACAAGCUGUCGCUGGCUUCGUCGUACGACUCGGUGCUGGAGGAGAACGAGAAUGAGGGAGCGGGGGUGGCGGAGGGUCAGGGGGGAGGUCAACAGUCGGCGAUCAAGUAUAUCUUCACGGACGAUGGGGUUCAUUUGAGGCGGAAGUCGGAGGAUAUCUUGUCGGGGAGGAGGACGAAGAUUCCGGUGAAGGGUAGCCAGGGUCAGGGAAGGUCGUAUCAGGAGAACGGAGGUCGGCCUCAGUCGCAGCAGCAGCAUCAGCAGAGUCAUUCGAGGCAGCAUUCUGAGCCCAGCAAUCGGCUGGUUCCGAUUCGGGUCAAGAAGCCAGGCAACUUUUUCGAAGCCAUGACCAACAGGUCGUCGCAAGCGGCGGUUCCUCAGUAUAGUGGAGGGACCAUGCCCAGGAGUGGUGGCGCUGGCUAUGGGUGGGGAAACAGUCGUCUCGGGACCGCGAACAACUUCUCGUCCGAUGCCAACAUUAGCAGACUGUCGACGUUUAGUUCGGCCAGGGGUGGUCUUCCGCUGCCACCGGAGCAGCAGUACCGAAACGGUGGGAACGAUCCUCGCGGCGUCGUCAAUCCGGGCAUGAAACUGUCCCCUUCAACGCCAAUUUUGCUAUCCCCAGGAAAGGAGUCCGAUUCAGCAGCUUAAGCCACCCUCCCUAAAAUAUCAACUAGUCAGUCCAAAUAGUCCAAAUCUAGCAAUCAAUUGACCUCCCCCCAUGCAGAAUUUAGCAUAAACUUAGUCCAGAUUCCCGCAACUGUGUAUACGCGUUCAAACCCCCCGCUGCAAUGCGUCCACCCGGCGCGACAAUCCCUUUUGGUGCACCGAGUUCGAUACCUAUUCAAAGAUGCGCGCGCACUCACUCACAACACACACAACACUCUAUUGCUACUAACGUUCAAGUACUAACUAACCACAACAAUUAAGGGGCUGCACCAACCAAUAAUUAUUGCACACUAACCGUAAUCAACAACAGUGUGUACUAACACGCGCACCUAACACGUCCGAAGAAGCGCACUAACAAUUCCGCGCCGCACACAAACUCCCACCCUCAAAUCCCCUUCGAUCAACUACAAUCACACACACGAAAUAACGCGGUGCCAAAGCCAAGCAGUCGUCCACAAAUAUGCAUUUUUUGGGAAUCCGGAAUGUGGAUUCGGCGGAGGGCGAGUGGCCGAUCGGAACCAGCGCCUCGAGGAAACGUUCGCCCAGCAGCAGGAGGAGAUGGAGCAGCUGUACGGAAACAGCAUGGUGCCGAUGAUGCCGCCGCAGUCCCCACAAGCGCACGACCUGCUCCAGAUCGGCUCGACGCGGAGCAGCA